ACAUCGGUUUAUUUUUUCCUAUGUUAAAUAAUUUCCAAUGCACAAUGAAUUCCUAAUCUUCUGAUUUAUUGGUGCAAUCCAUUUGACUAAAGUUUCCUUACUGAGUGCUCUAAACAUCUAGGAAUGAAUGCUGACUAGUACAGCAGUUAAAAACAAAUACAUAAGUGACAUUUUGUAAGUUAUCAGUUACAACCCAUGAAAAAUGAAUUCGCCAACAAAUUAGGAAGCCACGGGACUUCAGUUCCCAUCAUGCACCUUAAAUUUCUGAGGGGAAGUGUUUGCCGAUAACCUACACGAGAAACCUUACAUUGGCAAUGUGAGGUCUGUAGUCCUUGAGUAUGUGGGAAAAAUUCUCAAUAUCGAUGCUGCUGUCACAACGAUCCCUGCCUUCAUUUGUGGCAGUGGGAAGACGAAUUGCCUCUUCAGUGCAUGCUGGUGCACUGGAUUUUGUUCCAUUCAGCAGCUCAGUUGACAGUCUCUCCUUAGAACAGCUCCAGAUGUUUGUAUCACAAGCCUCACAUCUUUUUGUAAUAACUGGAGCAGGACUGUCGACAGAGUCUGGAAUCCCUGAUUAUCGCUCAGAGGGAGUGGGCCUGUAUGCACGGACAAAUCAGAGGCCCCUGCAACAUGCCGAGUUUGUGCAUAGCACUAAGGCUCGGCAGCGCUACUGGGCUCGUAACUAUGUGGGCUGGCCAAAGUUCUCGUCACACCUGCCCAAUUCAGCUCACUAUGCCUUAAGGAACUGGGAAAAGAGCGGCAAAAUUCACUGGCUUGUCACUCAGAAUGUAGAUGCUUUACAUUCAAAGGCAGGACAGCAGAGCUUGACUGAGCUGCAUGGCUGUUCCCACAGGGUGAUUUGCCUGGGUUGCAGGAAGCUGACUGCACGGGAGGAGCUCCAGAAGCGCUUUGCUGCUCUAAACCCCUACUGGCAGGCGAGCGCAGGGACAGUGGCGCCUGAUGGGGACGUUCUCCUGGAGGACGAGCAGGUGCUGAACUUCAGGGUGCCUGUAUGUCAGGCCUGUGGUGGCAUCCUCAAGCCUGAUGUGACAUUUUUCGGAGACACAGUCGAUCGCACGGUUGUGCAGUUUGUGCAAGAUAGGCUUGCUGAGUCUGAUGCUGUACUUGUGGCUGGAUCCUCACUGCAGGUUUUUUCUGGAUACCGUUUCCUGUUAGCAGCCAAUGAGAGACGAAUCCCAGUGGCCAUCCUGAACAUCGGCCCCACAAGGGCUGACCACCUUGCUGAAAUUAAAGUGAGCGCUCGCUGUGGAGAAGUGCUUCCAACCCUCAUUCCCACUUGAGACAAAAAGAGAUGGAAGGCAUUUUUAGCAUAGUUUUGCACUUGUUUUGGACCUUGUGUCACUCACAAAACCCUCUCAAGACGGCUGCUCCUCAUAACAGUUGGUAUUCUGCCUCAAAAAGCAAUGAGCAGAAAACACUAUAAAGCCUUUAGGAUAUUUGAUCCAUCUGUAUGAGGGUGAUUUUUUUUGAUAAUGAACUUUUACUUGACCCAGCUUGUUUUAUUUGGUGACAACUGGACAGAAUUCAUGAUGGGGAAUGUGAAAAUGACUUAAGACUUGCAACUUACUUGCCUUUACUUGCAACUCAGUGUAACAAAGGUAAUAAAAAAGGUAGUGUUGUUAAGAC
Messenger RNA from Electrophorus electricus (electric eel), 1644 nucleotides. It is a transcript of the gene sirt4, whose product is annotated as sirtuin 4. Lineage: Eukaryota; Metazoa; Chordata; Actinopteri; Gymnotiformes; Gymnotidae. Gene Ontology annotation, cellular component: mitochondrial matrix. Gene Ontology annotation, molecular function: histone deacetylase activity, NAD-dependent; NAD+ binding. The record is from RefSeq and is a predicted model, not a curated record.